Molecule: messenger RNA, 1412 nt
Organism: Argentina anserina (silverweed cinquefoil)
Lineage: Eukaryota; Viridiplantae; Streptophyta; Magnoliopsida; Rosales; Rosaceae
Product: transcription factor MYB36
Exons: 3
Coding region: 86-1177 (363 amino acids)
Source: RefSeq, a predicted model, not a curated record
CAGCCUUCUGCAGAACAACAAGCACUUGGUUGAGUUGGUUCAACAUCAUAGAAAGGAAAAACAAAGAAGAAAAGGAUCGAUAGAGAUGGGUCGAGCUCCUUGCUGCGAUAAGGCGAACGUGAAGAAGGGACCGUGGUCACCUGAAGAAGAUGCUACACUCAAGGCCUAUAUUGAAGAGCAUGGCACGGGAGGCAACUGGAUUGCCCUUCCUCAGAAAAUUGGGCUCAAAAGAUGUGGAAAAAGCUGCAGACUACGAUGGCUAAACUAUCUUAGGCCCAACAUUAAGCAUGGGGGAUUCUCAGAAGAAGAAGACAACAUCAUCUGUAACCUCUAUAUCAGUAUUGGCAGCAGGUGGUCUAUAAUUGCAGCACAGUUGCCCGGAAGAACAGAUAAUGAUAUCAAGAACUACUGGAACACCCGGCUGAAGAAGAAGCUGCUCGGAAGGCACAAACAGUCCGGGGCAAAUCGGGGAAGUCAGGACCUCAAGGAUGCCUCCGGUGACGCAUAUCAAGCUUUAAGCAGCUCAGCCCUCGAGAGACUCCAACUUCAUAUGCAACUGCAGAACCUUCAGAACCCAUUCUCAUUCUACAACAACUCUGCACUGUGGCCCAAGUUGCAUCCUUUCCAGGAGAAGAUGAAUCAGACCGUCCAAGCCAUGAAUGACCACAACUCUAGCAACCCUCUGAUGAUGCAGCAGUUUUCUAUCUCAAAUCAAGAUCAAAUAGUGCAGGGCCACAAGGUUAAUGAACACUUCUUCGAACAAACUACAGGUGCUUUGGCAAUUCAAGAGCAAUAUGCAAAACUAUGCAUCAAUCCUAAGAUGGAUGAACUAGAGAACGCAAUGAAUGGCAUGUCAUCCUCCUUCAUAUCUACAAGCAAUCCGGUGGACUCAACGGUUGUGGUCUCAAAAGCCGAUCUCAUUGAACGGCAGGUAAAUGUGAGCUUCCAAGCUCAACUCGAUGACAUUAACAACUCUGUUGGUUUCACACCACAGCAGCAAGAUGAUCAGGUGGCUGAAUUUGAUUGUUUCAAGGAAAUGAACGUCACCAAGGAUAACUUAAUGUGGUGGGCUAAUGACUUCGACAACAAAUCUGCAUCAUCAAACUCCUGGGAUUCUACUUCUGUUCUUCAAUCCCAAGGGAUGUUUCAAGAUUACGAAUUAGGUUAUAACCUCUAGUUAUCUAGUUAUGUUAUCUCGAUCACAUUGAUGAACCAUAUUGUCGAUCGAACUCAUCAUCAGCUAAUAGAGGAGGUACCUACAUACGCAUGUAGGUCCCAUCUCUAUUAGGGAUAUCACGAUCUGCAAUGUAGUAUAUGAAUGUGGUCGAAAUAGUGGAUUUUAUCGAAUAGGGAUUCAAGUGAGGUAUGAAUUUCCUAGUUAGGUCAUAAGAGGACUAUGGCAAGACGGAAAA